AUGAGUUACUAGCAUAGUGGCGGUGAGAUUUCUGUAUAGUGUUAGACAGUUAAACAAGCGAGUGUUAGGAUGUACAACGAAUUUGCAUCACCUUUGAUGGAACCGGCCUUGGAUUGGCAAAACACUGACGCCGACUGACAUUGAUCUGUUGAGAACAUAAAGAAUACAUAUACAAUGCCUGCGGGCCGGGGAUAUGGGACGUUCUCGGCGAGUGAUAAUACAUGGAGUCACACGGCCAUCGACGUCAGAGUGGAUUGUCUGUCGUACGUGGUCAGCGAGAAACCCGCUCAGCUGUGGCAGAGGCUGGUGGCGCUGCAGAUGCCGUGGGAGACAUCUGCCACGGUGAGGAAACAAGUCCUACAGGAUGUGUCAUUCAGCGUCAACAGUGGCACGAUGCUCGCUAUUCUGGGCAGCUCAGGUAGUGGGAAAACGUCUCUCUUGGAUGUGAUCACCUGCAGGGCACCAUCACCUGAAGGUGUCACCGGGGAGGUUUACCUCAAUGGCGUCGCACGCACACGGUCUAUGGUGGACGCCUGCUCGGCGUAUGUUCGCCAGGACGAUCGUCUGCUGCCGAAUCUGACAGUCCAAGAGACGCUGCUGUUUGUGGCUCAGCUCAAGUUGCCCACCACCUUCACGGAAAGUGAGGUUCUCGAUCGGGUUUCAAGUGUUAUUGCCGAGCUCGGUCUGUCGCACGUUUCAGACACAAGGGUGGGUAACUCUGAGAUGAGAGGACUUUCUGGCGGUGAAAGACGUCGAGUCAGCAUUGGUAUUCAACUUCUCCUGGAUCCAAGUGUAUUGUUUCUGGACGAACCGACUUCCGGUUUAGAUUCAUUCACAGCUCAUCAUCUAGUGGAGACGUUAGCUAGACUAGCUCACAACGGUCGUACAGUGAUACUGUCCAUCCACCAGCCCCGAUCUGACCUUCUCGAUCUGUUUGACAAAGUGCUGCUAAUGUCAAAAGGUCAAAUGGUCUACUUUGGCGAAGCAAGGAACAUGGUAGAUUAUUUCAACAGCCUUGGAUUCCCGUGUCCAGAACUAACAAACCCCUGUGAUUAUUACGUGGACCUGUCGACAGUGGACAGUACGAGUGAAGCCAGUGAUGAGUUCACGUCCCAUAUCGUGGAGGAACUCGUGUCGGCAUUCCAGCUCUACAACAACACUCUCGUGCAGACACCGGAGACAGACACACAAGAGAAGAAACACCCUGAUUUCGACAUCAUCGCUGCAGCCUUCAAGGGCAGUUCCAACCAUCCUGGCGUCUUUCGUCAAUUCAGCGUCCUUUUCAGACGAGCCAUGAGAAAUCUCUUGGAAGACUACGCCAUGUUGAUUAUUCACUUCCUGCAGGCCCUGACCAUGUCGUUUAUUCUCGGAGUGAUCUUCGUCCAGCUCGGGGAGGACCAGCUCGCCAUGAGGGACCGUUUCGGUCUCAUGUAUCUCCUCAGCACCAUGUACCCGUACAUGGUCAUCCUCGACAUUAUUGGGCAAGGGCAUCAAGAGAGAAAGUUUCUUUAUUUUGAAAUGCAGGAUAACAUUUACGGACCCGGUCCAUUCUUUUUUGCUAAGAUAGCGAGUGAACUCCCUUUCCACACUAUUUAUCACUCGGUGUACAUAACGCCUAUGUACUUUCUCGCCGGGCUACCCGCGGACACGACGACAUUCUUCACGGUGUAUGGGCUCAUCUACAUCAGCGUCUUCUGCAGCAGGGCCCUGGCCAUGUUCUGUGCAGCGUUCAUGCCCACAUUCCAGAUGGCCGUCGUCUUCUCCAACGUGAUUUUCACAUUACAAGUCAUGUCUUCUGGCUUUCUUAUUACGCUAGAUAACUUGAUGUCAGCUUUCCGUUGGGUUUCCACGGUUUCCUACAUACGCUGGGGAUUCGAAGGGACGGCGCUUGCGACUAUAUCCAAUCUGAAUUUUACGUGUGAUGGGACUCCCCCGCAGUUCUGUGUUCACACGGGGCGAGAAGCAAUGGAAAUAUUUGGAUUUGGUGAUGGGACGAUGUUGCAGGCUUGUACUGCAAUAGGAGCCACAAUCGUUGUGUUCUUGAUACUGUUUUUCUGUAGUUUAAAAUGGAUUCCACAAAAACCUCAUGAACACUAGGAUUAAUGUUAUGAAUACCAAUGCAAAAAAAAAAACAUCACUGUGUAUGUUUCCUAAUUGUGUGAGGGUUCUGGUGGUUUUAAAACCACAAAAAAUAUGAUCAUUUUCCCCAUCACUUUCCCUUCUUUGUGCGAUGGGGUUUCGUAUGUACCAGUCAGCCAUUAUAUUUAACGUUAUGACUCGCACACCUCCCCACUCACCUGUAUUUUGGAUGGGGGUUGAUCAAUUAUUUUUCAGUUUUGUGUUUGUGCGUGCGUGAGUGACUGUUUGUGUCUGUUUAUUUAUAAGCAUGAUCGUUUUUAACAGAAUUAUCAUUUUAUAUUGUUUAUGUGGUAAAGUCACUAAAAUGGCUUACUUGACUGCAAAAUGCAUAGUAGAUAUUAUACACUGUAUAUAUAUAAAAUCAUUUAUUCCAUUCAACUUUUCAUGCAGUAUGGUUUGACUUCUUUUAGCUCAAUUUUAAUAUUUCCCUGAUGAAGCAGGAACAAGCGAAAAUUUGAAUUAAAGAGGGAUAUAUGACUGUUAAA
Messenger RNA from Gigantopelta aegis, 2624 nucleotides. Its product is annotated as ATP-binding cassette sub-family G member 8-like. Gene Ontology annotation, molecular function: ATP binding; ATP hydrolysis activity; ABC-type transporter activity. The coding region runs from base 175 to 2097 and encodes 640 amino acids. Lineage: Eukaryota; Metazoa; Mollusca; Gastropoda; Neomphalida; Peltospiridae. The transcript has 10 exons. Gene Ontology annotation, cellular component: plasma membrane. Gene Ontology annotation, biological process: cholesterol homeostasis. The record is from RefSeq and is a predicted model, not a curated record.